CACACUUGUUCUCAGCCGAUGCUGGGAGAGAGGCCUGUGUGUUUCCCAGGCAUGACUGCAAUAUGGAGAGUCCUGCUGCUGUGGGCUUGUGUCUGCAUCUGCCGUCCAGCCGAGGUCGGAGGAGCUCUGGUCAUUUCCAGGAGUGAUGCUCCGACACAGGUGACCCAAGAAACCAUGGGCACCCGGUCAAUAAAGAAAAGAAGCACAAACUCUGGACAUAAGGUGGAGGUGUACAGUGUCAGAGUCUCCUGCACGGUGACGUCACGUUUCGCCCACACCGUCAUGACCUCGAAGGCUCUGAACAAAGCCAACUCCUCGCAGGAAAUCUUCUUUGCAGUGGAGCUGCCGAAGACCGCCUUCAUCACCAACUUCAGCAUGGAAAUUGAAGGUCAGGUGUACGUCGGGGAGGUGAAGGAGAAGGAGAAAGCCAGGAAACAGUACGAGAAGGCUGUUUCCUCUGGACGGACUGCUGGACUGGUCAAGGCCUCCGGGAGAAAGAUGGAGGAAUUUUCAGUGUCUGUCAACAUCGCGGCCAAAAGUAACGUGAUUUUCACGCUGACUAUUUUAUUUGUCUAUCUUAAUAAUGUAACACUGGUCAAGAGGAGCUUUUUCACUAUUGUGGCAGACAUCUAUGAGCCCCAGGGGAUUAACUUUAUUGAUGCAACUGCAACUUUCCUCACCAAUAACCUGCUUUCCAUGGUGGAGAAAACUGUCACGGACACAAAGGCACACAUUUCUUUCUCACCAACACUGGAGCAGCAGAGCAAGUGUCCAGGAUGCGAAGACAACAUCAUCAAUGGAGAUUUCAUCAUCAAUUACGAUGUGAAAAGAGAAGAGGGCCCGGGGGAAGUUCAGAUUGUGAAUGGAUACUUUGUGCACUUCUUCGCUCCUCCUGACCUGCACAGAGUCCCAAAGAAUGUGGUGUUUGUGAUUGACAGGAGCGGAUCAAUGAGUGGAACAAAGAUGAGCCAGACCCGGGACGCAUUGGUUGCCAUUCUGAGUGAACUCCACGUGGAGGAUCAUUUUGCUCUCCUCUUGUUUGACUCGGACAUUAUCACCUGGAAGGACUCUCUUACCAAAGCAACAAGGGAAAAUGUGACCAAAGCCAUUGCCUAUGCCAGGAAAAUAAAAGACAAUGGAGCCACAGACAUCAAUAGCGCCGUACUGAGGGCGGUGAGCAUGCUGGUGAAAGAAAGAGAACAGAAGACACUUUCAGAAAGGAGUGUGGAUAUGAUUAUUCUACUAACUGAUGGGAUGCCAAACAGAGGGGAGACUAAGACCACAAAUAUCCAAAAGAAUGUGCAUUCUGCUAUUGCGGGGAAGAUGUCUCUGUUCUGUCUCGGAUUCGGAAAUAAUGUGGAUUACUCCUUCCUGGAUGUGAUGUCCAAACAAAACAAGGGACUGACCCGCAGAAUAUUUGAGGGUUCAGAUGCAGCCGUUCAACUCGAGGGUUUCUAUAGUGAAGUGUCCAGCCCUCUGCUCCUGGAAGUGAACCUGCGUUAUCCCGACAAUGCAGUGCACUUGACCAAAAACCACUUCAACCAGUUGUUUAACGGCUCAGAGAUCGUGGUGUCUGGACGGCUGAGCGACCAUGACAUGGAUAACUUCCUGGUGGAAGUACUUGCCCAGGGGCCUGACAAGGACUUCCAAGUGCAGGGAAAGGCCAGCGUGGCAAACUGGGAGGUGACCUAUCCCGAACAGGAGUACAUCUUUGGGGAUUUCACAGAGCGUUUGUGGGCAUACCUCACCGUCCAGCAGUUACUGGAGAACAGUGCCAUUGGUACACAGCAAGAUAAAGAGACUGCAACAGCCGAGGCAUUAAACAUGUCCCUGCGGUACGGCUUCGUCACCCCUCUCACCUCCAUGUUGGUCACCAAGCCUGACACUGAGGAAGGACCAGCGAGCCCUCUCAUUGCGGACAAGCUGACUGAGAGCCAGCGUCAGCAAGCGGAGAGACGCCAUGGUUCCUCAGGUCGUGCUGCCAGUUCUGGUGCCCUGUCAGCUUCCAGUUCUCGUUCCAGGUCAGCUUCCAGUUCUCGUUUCAAGCCAGCUUCCAGUUCUCGUUCCAAGUCAGCUUCCAGUUCUCGUGCCCAGUCAGCUUCCAGUUCUCCUGCCCAGUCAGACGUGGACGGAGAUCCUCAUUUCAUGAUCGAGCUGCCGGAGCGAGACGAUGCUCUGUGCUUCAACAUCAAUGACGAACCCGGAACCAUUUUCACUCUGGUCACAGACCCAAAAUCAGGCUUUGUGGUAAAUGGACAAUUUAUUGGCAAGAAGACACUUGCUCCGGAUGGCAACACCAACACCUACUUUGGGAGUUUUGGUAUCAGCCACCAGAAGCUGGGAGUGAGGCUGGAGGUGAGCACUCAGGACAUCUCCGUCCUCCAUGACGGCAAGCAUGUCAAGUUGCUGUGGUCUGACACAACCUCUAUCAAUGAAACAAACAUGAACCUCACGUUGACAAAGAACUGCAGCCUGACCGUGACACUGAGGCACUUUGUCAAAUUUACUAUCAUCAAACACACAAAGGUGUGGAAGAGACGCCACGAUCAGCAAGACUACCUGGGUUUCUACACCCUGGACAGCCAUCACGUGUCUGCUUCUGUUCAUGGCCUGCUAGGUCAGUUCUACCAUGGGGUUGAGUUUGAGGUGGCAGACCUGCGUCCAGGUGAAGUCCAGGAGAAAUUAGAUGCCACCUUGUAUGUGAAGGGACAGACAGUCAAUGUGACCAGACACUGGCAGAAGGACUUCAGCCAGGAUGUGAAGGAUGGAGAAAAUAUUCCCUGCUGGUUCGUCGACAAUGACGGAGCAGGCCUGAUUGAUGGAAGAGCCUCAGACUACAUCGUGUCCGGGCUUUUUUAAGGCUUUUUUAAUCUUUCAAAUUUAAAAAUGUCAGUGGCAUAGCACUGGGGCCACAUAACGUGACGGUGACGGUGACAGCGAUGUGUGGUGAGAGAUAGCGGAUUCUCACGACAUUAGAGUGUGUCGCCACUGUCAAAAAGAGGUUGAGAUCUAUACAUCGCUGACAUAUAAUCUACAAGUUAAAAGGACAUUGUCAUGAUUGAAUGACACAUACAUGAGUUUUUUUUUACACAAGUUUGAAUCAUAUAAUGUACACAGAGAUAAUGAUUGUAUGUCAAGAAAUGCCACUGCUUUUUAAAACUUUGCAAUGAAAUAUAAACUGAAAGUUAAAACUUUAAAUGGUAAAACGGAUAAGCUGAGGCUGUAAUUUAAGACAGGCCGAGUCAGAGAAAGAGCUGGGAUGUAUUAAGACGAGUGAGUCAACAGGGACCCAGUCAGAACUUUCGACACACAUACGCAUCGUGGCGUGUCAUCAGUGGCGUCAUAGUGUCAUCAACUGAGCUGAAAGCGUAUAUAAACUGCGACUUGAGAGAGAUCUUGGUUAUUCCCUGUGCAUUCUUCCUAUUACACCGGGACGGAGCGAGUGAGCUGCCAGAACAUCGCUAGAAAGGACUUCAAGAGAUCUUCAGUUGGACGAAGGAAUCAAGCUUAUGAGGGAUGACCGCUGCAACGGAGGCUGAUGAUUGAAUUCAAACAUUGAAGUUCUUUUUGCUCACUCUGCCUAUAUAGGGAAGAGAGUGUGCGGGGAACUUGUACCUGGUUGUGAGUCUAAUGCACGAUAAGUUAACGAUUUAAGCUUCAGCACUAAGUGAUCAGGAGUUUAAGUUUAAUUCAGGGAUUGUUAAAUGUUUUUAUUUUUUUUACAAAAAUCUGCUGUGUUUUAAAGCUUUUCAAUAAAAAACCAAAUAACAAUUAAAGUAGAA
This is a messenger RNA of Scophthalmus maximus (turbot), 3782 nucleotides long. Its product is annotated as inter-alpha-trypsin inhibitor heavy chain H3. Gene Ontology annotation, biological process: hyaluronan metabolic process. NCBI's taxonomy places the organism in Eukaryota, Metazoa, Chordata, Actinopteri, Pleuronectiformes, Scophthalmidae. Bases 19 to 2859 code for a protein of 946 amino acids. The transcript has 22 exons. The record is from RefSeq and is a predicted model, not a curated record. Gene Ontology annotation, molecular function: serine-type endopeptidase inhibitor activity.